ACUACAAACACAGACAGACAUCAUCUCCUCUUUAUUAUCUCAUCUCUUGCUUGAGCGUUCGGGGCAAUAUAAUCCACAAAAUGUCAGCUCGUAGAGUCAAUGGUGGUUGGAUCACUUUUCCCUUCAUCACAGGGACAGUGGCUUUGGUGGCUCUAGCUGGGAACGGGUGGACAGCGAACUUGAUGGUGUAUCUGAUAGAGGAGUUCAAUAUGAAGAGCAUAGCGGCCGCUCAGAUAUGGACCGCCUUCAGUGGCUCCAGCUCGCUCUUGCCCAUCCUCGGUGCAAUCGUAGCAGAUUCUUAUGCAGGCUGCUUCACAGUCAUUGCAGCCUCUACUCUCAUAUCUCUUCUGGGUUUAAUUCUCAUAACCGUCACGGCAAUUCUAAACAAAUUGAGACCUCAACAAUGCAAUUCAAAUUUUUGCCCGAAUUCAUCAGGAUCCCAAUUAGCUGUCCUCUACACGGGUUUAGCAAUGGCUGCUCUUGGGUCUGCAGGCACCCGGUUCACCUCCCUAACAAUAGGAGCCAACCAAUUUGAUAAGCCUGAGGACCGGUCAAGGUUCUUCAACUGGUGCUUCGUGGCCCAGUACGUGGCAUCAGUGAUCGGUGCCACGGUCAUGGUUUACAUUCAAGACAACGUGAGCUGGGGACUAGGCUUCGGGCUCUGUGCCGGGGCGAAUGCCAUUGGGCUCUUGAUCUUCCUAUUAGGGAAGAGACUUUACAGGCCUGAAGAUGGCCCGAGAGGGAGCCCGUACGGGGAUUUAGCUCGGGUGGUUGUUGCUGCUGUGAAGAAGAGGAACAUCCGACUUACACUCAACAACGAGGAUUAUUACUAUGGACACCAUGGCCAAGUUACAGAGACGGCGGGUCCGACGAGUAAAAAGAAGUUCCGGUUCUUGAACCGGGCGGCCCUCAAAACUGAAGGAGACAUUAGACAGGACGGUUCGGUAGCAAAACCAUGGAGGUUAUGCACCAUGCAACAGGUUGAAGAUUUCAAGACCCUACUCAGAAUUUUUCCUCUAUGGUCAAGUGGAAUAUUACUAAGCACCACGAUCGUAACCCAGGGCAGCCUAGUCAUUCUCCAAGCCCUAGCCAUGGACCGCCACCUCGGGCCACACUUCAAGAUCCCAGCAGGCUCAAUGUGGGUCUUAUCUAUGAUCUCCCUAUCCAUCUCUCUCACCUUAAGUGAUCGAGUGUUCAGCCCGAUUUGGCGGAAGGCGGUUAACCGGUCCUUCACGGUGCUCCAAUGGAUCGGAGUGGGUCACAUCUUGAACACACUGAGCCUAGUAGUUGCAUCAGUAGUUGAAGCAAAAAGGCUUGGUGCAACUCACCAUCACCAAAAGUUAUCCUCGCUUUUGUUAUUUCCACAGCUAAUAUUGGUCGGGGUUGGUCUCUCACUCCAUCACCCUGGGCAAGCAGCAUUUUUCUAUCAGGAAUUCCCGUUGUCUCUAAGAAGCACUGCAACUGCAAUGGCCUCUGUGACAAUUGGGAUCGGGUAUUAUCUGAGCACAUUGUUUUUGGAUCUGUUCAGAAGGGUGACGGAGUGGUUACCGAACAACAUAAAUGACGGGAGGGCAGACAAUGUGUAUUGGACCUUAGUCGCGGUCGGGAUGCUAAAUUUUGUAUACUAUCUCAUCUGUGCAGGAUGUUACAAGUACCAGAUCAGAAAUUCCGAAGGCAUAGGUGGAGCAAAUGGCAAUUCAGCUUCUAAUAAAUGAGUCUGCCUCGCAAGAGAGGAAAAACACUCGGAAUGUACCGACGUACAUGUUUCUCUUAUGAAAUCGCAAUUAUGCAUCAAAGCCGAUGUAUUUCCAUAUCAAAUCGCUGAAAAUUUAACAUGAUAUGAAGUCAUUUGGUUUUCUAAACAGAUUAACAAGCUUUCUUAAGACCUUUGUC
Punica granatum (pomegranate) is the source of this 1893-nucleotide messenger RNA. NCBI's taxonomy places the organism in Eukaryota, Viridiplantae, Streptophyta, Magnoliopsida, Myrtales, Lythraceae. The record is from RefSeq and is a predicted model, not a curated record.